Colossoma macropomum (tambaqui) is the source of this 1020-nucleotide messenger RNA. RefSeq lists its product as uncharacterized. The transcript has 4 exons. Bases 186 to 1004 code for a protein of 272 amino acids. Lineage: Eukaryota; Metazoa; Chordata; Actinopteri; Characiformes; Serrasalmidae. The record is from RefSeq and is a predicted model, not a curated record.
GUUAUGAAUCACUGUUGACACAACUCAAGGUUCGUGUAGAACAUGUUAACAGGGGCAACACCCUUGCAAAGCGCAGAGCUCCAAAGUGAGAUAAUGAAUCUCUUACACUCAAGAGAAGACCAGUGGACAGUUACGGAUGUUUACGGUGGCAACCAGAAAUUCCCCCAGAGGAAACAGAAGCAGGGAUGGAAGAGAAGAGGCUACGGAUGGCUGAACUUCAUUCAGAGUGUGGUUCAGCUGCUGCUGAUAAAGCUGAAGUCGACAGUCUCCUGAAGAGCACCUACUGCUUGCAGCGUAGGACAAUUAAUGCUGAUCCAGCUCCUGCCAUAAGAGAUCUCCGAGCACAGUGGCCGUUGUUAUUUGUGCAGAAGUCUUUAUAUUCACAUUUUGAGCUGCUUACCGGUGUCCCCAUCAGAAAAAUGGAGCAAGCAGUUGAGGAAAGAGGCAGACUAAUUAUUGACUACUUCAAGAGCAAAGCAACCAAUGAUGUUGUUAAGAAAGUCCUUGGCACACAUGGAGAAGAAGAGGUUGCAGCUCUCAUCAUUGAACUGCUCAUGGCACAUUUUAAGGAAAAAACAGAGGACCUCAUACUUAAGACAGAGGAGACAGCUAGUGCUGCUAACAUUGAAAGGACCCUUGACCUGGCAGAGAGCCCACGGUUGAUCAUUCUUGGUGAAAGGCUUAGUGGACAGAAAUGGAUGGUUGGAAUUGAAGGCCAGGUGGUGUGUGAAGGGGUGCAGCCCACAUUUUCAUCUGGACUGGCAGCACUCUUUGUGUGCUAUUACAACUUUAACCUCCAGUAUCAAGAGGGUGCUGCCUGUACUCUUGAAUUCAUACAAAGAAAUUUCUUCAGGAUCAACCCAGAGAGAGGAUCAAAGGCAGGCAGAGGCAAAGUAAUACGCAAGAGAACUGGGCAGCUAGUUCAGAAAAAGGCUUUGGCCAUCAAUCCACAUGUUUGUUCCCUGAUGAAGAAGCUUACAGAAUUUGAGUGGGACUUCAUCUGAGGUACCUGUUGCUACU